UGCGGAUGCGGGCGAGAGGCGCUCACAGAGUCUUUAUGUUCGAUCGCCAUGGAGACUGGAGAGAGAGAGGGCCAGCCGGCCGCAUCUCGGCUGCGCGCCCUGGAGGCUGACGAAAUGCAGAGGAUUCGCCAAAUCUUUGAGCGACAUCAUGUGCCAGCAUCCAUGACAGGCAAAGAGCUUGUUGAUGAUGUGUUGAUUCCAAUUGGCCUUUCAAAGGACGAUGCACGCGCCAUUCUGUGUGCCGUGAACAGCUUCGACGGCGUGGAUGUUUCCUACCAGGACCUCUUGGACUUUAUUCUGCCCCAGGCGGCAACAGCCUCAUCCGAAGCGGAACUGCUGCAUGGACCACUUGUGGAGGAGACCUAUGAUUUGGAAGACCCAAAGUCUCUCGCGAAGUACCUCAUCGAUGCCGAUGUCCGCCUGGUGAGGGCUCCGUACUUCUACAAAUUGCUCCGGGCAAGCAGGUGCAUGCCCCGGCGGCAAGAGGCGGAGCAUGAUUGGUGCGAAGUCGAUGGGCAGGAGAUCUCGGCAUUGGUCUCACACAAAGAAGUGGCCGAAUGGGCGCUAGGCCGUAGGAAGGCAUUGAUUUGUUCAGUGUCUCACGCGUGGGAAACGCGGGAACACCCGGAUCCCUGCAACUUUCAAUUACAGAAUCUUGUGAACUGUGUAUGGGAUGCUGCGUAUGUAGACGACAUUUGGGUUUUUUAUGAUUAUUUGUCCUUGUUUCAGUUCCAUCGCGACACAGCUGAGCAAGAGGCGAGUUUCCGGCGAGCAAUGUCGAACAUGCACGUCAUGUAUGCUCACCAGAGCACCCUGACCUUCCGCCUGGAAUGUCUCACACCUGUCGAAACAUGGACUGCAAGGAAAGAGGAUUCAAUGUACAAAGUGCCGAUUUAUCAUUUGCCAAGCAAUUCGGUUGCGUGGAUUCCACUCAGUGAGCUGAUGGAAAACUUUGUUUUUUACCUGGAGCGUGGCUGGUGCCGCGCCGAGAUCGAAUGGUCUGCAGCACGGGGCAUUCCAGCCCAAAAUAUUGCCAUCGACUGUGAGGCCGACAGAUAUGGAAAUGUUGCAAAUACAAAGAAGGUGCCCACAGCGCCCGAAGUGUUUGAACAGCGCAUGGCCACGUCGGCCUUUACGCAUCGCAACGAUGCGGCAACUGUGGUUGAUCUUCAGCGGAAGAUCUUCCACCAAAAAGUUACCAUGAGGAGACACUUGGAGUUUCGCAACUUGACUGUAUCCGAUAUGGGGGAGCUGGCGGCUUCGCUGCCCCACCUUAAGAACCUCCGAGUCUUGCACAUCGACGACUUCUAUGUUGGUGACGCGGAGGCCAAGGCCUUUUGCCAGGCGCUCAGCUCCUUGGCGCUGCAGAAGCUGAGCCUGCGCUUUGCAUAUUUCCUCUCCGCCCCGGCGAUGGUGAAGGCGCUGAGUGAGGUUGACGUGGCGGCCUUCGCCUCGAUGACCGAGCUCGACUUCUUCUUCUGGAUGCUUGAGGCUGAGGUAGGCGAUCGGCUCGCUCAGGUGAUUGCCAAGAUUUUGAAGACCAACAGGAGCAUCACCAGGAUCGACUUGGCAGGCAAUCAUAUCUCUGAAGUGGGUUUGCAGGCGAUCGCUGACGCCUUGUUGAUCAAUCACGUAGUGACCCACAUCGGUCUUCAAGUGGAUGAGGGUUUCGCUCUGGAACGGAUCGAGGAACGGCUGAAGGCGAACCGAGCAGCUGCAGAGGCAGCGGCUCCUGAGAUGCUUGAAGAAAAGGGGGAGGAGCAGGGAGACCGUGCAGACCCUUUUGCUGGACACUUGCGCAUCCAGGCAUUGGCCCAGAUUCUGAAGCGCGGUGGUGCUACGACCAGGAUGGAUCUUUCGGGCGGAAGACUUGGGGACACGAACGUCCAGGUGUUGGCGGAAGCGCUACGGCUGAACCGGAGCGUCUCCCACAUCUACCUUCAAAACAACACGAUCACCGACCUGGGCGCGAAGGCGAUUGCGCAGAUGUUGAUGCAGAACACGAGCAUUAGAAGCAUCGUUCUUCGGGGCAAUGAAAUUGGAGAUUCGGGUGUGGAGGCCCUAGCAAAGGCGCUGCAGCAGAACCGCAGCAUUCAAGUCAUUGUGCUUCAGAACAACCACAUCGGCGAUGUCGGCGUGGAGGCUUUGGCUGAAGCCGUGAGGGAGAACGACUUCAUCCUUGACAUCCACCUUGAUGGAAAUCCCUUCGGAGACGCUGGGUGUCAGGCACGGGAGCAAAUCCGAGAGCGUUGCCGGGCAAAUCAGGAGG
Molecule: messenger RNA, 2269 nt
Organism: Durusdinium trenchii
Lineage: Eukaryota; Dinophyceae; Suessiales; Symbiodiniaceae
Source: the annotation of a GenBank genome assembly